AUGCAGGAAAAUUACGGUAUUUUCAAUAGUACAAGACCUCCGGAUUUUCUUCAACGAAAACGAGAUUCAACAACUUUAACAAUUUACUUUAAUGGAGAUGAUAAAUUGUUGAAUAAACAUCAAACAUAUCGUCAUCCAGUACCAUCAAUAAUUACAGUUAUUGCGUCAGCAUUGAAUUCAACCACAAAUAUACCAACAUCCCCACUCGCCCCCGCUCAAUCUCCAUCAAGAUCUUCGUUAUCACAAACCAAUUCCAGUACCAAACAACGUCCCAAAAGUUUCUUUCAACGUUUUAAUGGUGUUGAAUCUACAAAUAAUGAAUCGCUUAUACGUACCACACGCUAUCGUACACCACCCGUAGAAUCAGCCGAUUUUACUCUUCCAUCGGCUAUUACGUUUAAUAACGAUGAUGUCUUUGGUUUGUCACCAUCGGCUGGAGAUGAACCAAAACUUCGUCGACGUUUUACAUUUCGGCGAAGUUUACGACAAAAACCAGGCACCCCCUCAAGCAAAGAGCAAGAGCAAGGAAAACUAAGAUCAUCAUUUACGAAAGCAGCACUUGUCAGUUUCGACGUUGAUGGUUCACGAAAUGGUUCUGGUUCACGUGGCAGCACAUCUGCCGCUCAAGGAGGAGGUGGAAAAAGUGGAACGGGUCAAGUUAGUGGAUCUGGUACAAUGCAUCGACGUGAAUCGUUUUUAUAUAAAUGUGAUAGUGAUAAUGAUUUAUCGCCAAAAGGAAUAUCAAGAAAUCCAUCUAUUGGAAGUGAACUGUAA
This is a messenger RNA of Didymodactylos carnosus, 774 nucleotides long. The record is from the annotation of a GenBank genome assembly. Lineage: Eukaryota; Metazoa; Rotifera; Eurotatoria; Philodinida; Philodinidae.